CCGGCUAUAAACUCGGGUGGGAGCUCGGCUUGUACUGCGCCGCAAUGUCCGGAGGAUCAGCCAGGAGCCUGGGGAAGGGAAGCGCACCUCCGGGGCCGGUCCCCGAGGGCCUGAUCCGGGUCUAUAGCAUGAGGUUCUGCCCUUUCGCCAAGAGGACUCUCUUCGUUCUGAAGGCCAAGGGGAUUCGGCAUGAAGUCAUCAACAUCAACCUAAAAAAUAAGCCUGAGUGGUUCUUCAAGAAGAAUCCCUUCGGCCUGGUGCCAGUUCUGGAAAACAGUCAGGGUCAAGUGAUCUACGAAUCUGCCAUCACUUGUGAGUACCUGGAUGAAGCAUACCCAGGGAAGAAGCUGUUGCCAGAAGACCCCUAUGAGAAAGCCUGCCAAAAGAUGGUCUUUGAGUUGUUUUCUAAGGUACCAUCUUUGUUAUUAAGCUUUCUUGGAAGGCACAAUCAGGAAGACUACUCUGGCAUAAAAGAAGAAUUGCGUAAAGAAUUCAGCAAGCUAGAGGAGGUUCUGACUAAUAAGAAGACAACCUUCCUUGGUGGCAGUUCUCUUUCUAUGAUUGAUUACCUCAUCUGGUCCUGGUUUGAAUGGCUGGAAGCCCUGGAGUUAAAUGAGUGCGUAGAUCACACUCCUAACCUUAAGUGCUGGAUGGCAGCCAUGAUGAAAGAUCCCACAGUAUCAUCCCUCCUCACUGAUGUGAAGACCCUUCGAGGUUUCUUCAGCCUCUACUCGCAGAACAGCCCCGAGGCCUGUGACUAUGGGCUCUGAUGGGGGCAGGAGUCAGCAAUGAAGAGAUGUCUGAUAUUUUCCUUCACUAAUAUGAAUAAUAACAUG
This is a messenger RNA of Hippopotamus amphibius kiboko, 836 nucleotides long. Its product is annotated as glutathione S-transferase omega-1-like. The record is from RefSeq and is a predicted model, not a curated record. Bases 45 to 770 code for a protein of 241 amino acids. Gene Ontology annotation, biological process: L-ascorbic acid metabolic process; glutathione metabolic process. The transcript is spliced from 6 exons. NCBI's taxonomy places the organism in Eukaryota, Metazoa, Chordata, Mammalia, Artiodactyla, Hippopotamidae. Gene Ontology annotation, molecular function: glutathione transferase activity; glutathione dehydrogenase (ascorbate) activity. Gene Ontology annotation, cellular component: cytoplasm.